Molecule: messenger RNA, 3310 nt
Organism: Mugil cephalus (flathead mullet)
Lineage: Eukaryota; Metazoa; Chordata; Actinopteri; Mugiliformes; Mugilidae
Gene: elmo3
Product: engulfment and cell motility 3
Exons: 21
Coding region: 310-2457 (715 amino acids)
Biological process (GO): cell motility; actin filament organization
Source: RefSeq, a predicted model, not a curated record
CAACGCUUGACACCGACUGAACGACUCCGGCCAACCCGGAACUUUUUAAGUCAUCUAAAUAAUCCCUGAAAACUCGUUGAAGGCAGUUUUCUCCUGUUUUCCUUUAAAAGUUCAGAUGCUACUUUGAGGGGUGGGAAAAACGCUUCCGGACUAACUUUGUUCCUUUUUGGAGAGGGGCAGGGAAGAAAAAAAAAAAAGGACAGUUGCAAAUGUUUCUCGCUCCGACUGCGGCGGUUCCUGCAGGACAGUAGCCCUCGACUUGUCUUUUCAUACCAGCUAAAGUGUGGUGGGGAGUCAAGUGGCGCCAACAUGCCGCAGCAGAAGGACAUAGUGAAGAUAGCUAUCCAGAUGCCUGGGGCUUACCCCCAGCUCAUACAACUGGAUCAGAAAAAGCCUCUGUCGGCCGUGAUAAAGGAGGUGUGCGACGGUUGGAAUCUCCCAGGUCCUGAUAACUACGCUCUGCAGUACGCUGAUGGAGUGCAGACGUACAUCACCGAAUCGAAUCGCCUGGACAUCAAGAACGGUUGCAUUCUGCGUCUGACCAAGGCGCCGGGUCGCUGUGCUGAGGAUUUGUACAAGGGGAUCCAGAGCUCAGAUUCCGGCGUGCGCUGCGAUUCCUUGAAGGAGCUUGCGAGUGUUUCCACAGACGUGACCUUUGCUCAGGAGUUCAUCAGCCGAAACGGACACCUCUUAUUAGUCAAAAUAGUGGAGGACUCUAACGAGAGCAACGUGAUCAUGACACACACCCUGACUGGUUUCAUGGAACUGAUGGAUCAUGGGAUAGUUUCCUGGGAGAACCUCUCCUCCGUCUUCAUCAAGAAGAUCGCGGGUUUUGUCAACGCCAAGCCGACCGAUGCGUCAAUACAGCAGGUGUCCUUGGACAUCCUGGAGAGCAUGGUGCUCAGCAGCCACAGCCUUUUCCUGCAGGUCAAACAGGAAGUGACCAUGGAGAGGCUCAUCGCUCACCUACAGGUGACGAAUCAGCAGAUACAGACCAAAGCAAUGGCCUUACUGAUGGCUCUGCUACAAACAGCCGGAGACUCAGAUCGACAGGAUAUGUUUGCGUUUUUGAAUAAGAAGAAUCUCCGUCAGUACAUUUAUAAGAACAUCAUCCAUAGUUCUGGUGCAGUCCAAGAUGAGAUGGCACACUACCUUUAUGUCCUACAGUCGGUUACCUUGAAUCACCUGGAGCCUCGCAUGAGGACACCUCUGGACUGUUACAACCAGGAACAGAGAGACAUCCUCCACAAUUUGCGGCAGGCAGCGUUUGAGACGGAGAGUGAGAACAGCCUGAGCCACGAGAGACGACGCUCGCUUUGCGCCAAGGAGUUCAAGAAACUGGGCUUCUCUAACAACAGCAACCCAGGACAGGACUUGGUGCGAACGCCUCCUGGUCUCUUAGCUUUGGACACCAUGAAUUAUUUUGCCUCACGUUAUCCUGACGCCUACAGCAGGUUUGUCCUGGAGAACAGCAGCAGAGAAGACAAACACGAGUGUCCCUUUGCCCGGAGCAGCAUCCAGCUCACGCUCAUCCUGUGUGAAAUUCUUCGUAUCGGAGAGCCACCCUCAGAGACUGGAUCCGACUACCACCCCAUCUUCUUUAGUCAGGACCGGCUGAUGGACGAGCUUUUCUGCGUCUGUAUUCAGCUGCUAAACAAGACCUGGAAGGAGAUGAGAGCCACACAGGAGGAUUUUGACAAGGUGAUGCAAGUGGUGAGGGAGCAGAUCACCAGGACGUUGUCCAGCAAGCCGACCUCCCUGGAGCUCUUUAAGAACAAAGUCAACGCCCUCAACUACAGCGAGAUCCUCAAACUGCGGCAGACAGAGCGGCUGCACCAGGAAGAGACGCUCGCUCCGCCCGUGCUUGAGCUCAAAGAGCGCCUGAAGCCAGAGCUGCUGGAGUUGAUCCGCCAGCAGAGACUCAACAGGCUGUGUCAGGGAACCAUGUUCAGGAAGAUCAGCAGCCGACGCAGACAGGAUAAACUGUGGUACUGUCGCUUGUCGCCCAAUCACAAAAUGCUUCACUACGGCGACGUGGAGGAAGAUACGGAAAAUCCACCCAUAGAAACUCUGCAAGAGAAGAUUCCAGUAGCAGAUAUCAAAGGCCUGCUGACGGGUAAAGACUGUCCUCACAUGAAGGAGAACAAAGGCAAACAAACAAAGGAGGUGCUGGAUCUAGCAUUUAGCAUCACAUACGACGUAGAAGAGUACAGCUUGAACUUCAUCGCCCCCUCCAGGACUGACUUCUGCCUGUGGACGGACGGCCUGAGCGUCCUGCUGGGCCGGGAGAUGAGCAGCGAGGCCAUGCGCAGCGAGCUGGAGAUCCUCCUGUCUAUGGAGAUCAAACUCCGCCUCCUGGACCUGGAGAACGUUUCGAUCCCCGACAGCGCUCCGGUCGUCCCCAAGCCUCCGAGCAACUACAACUUCUGCUACGACUUCAGCCAGACGGAGCAGUAGAGAGACAUGCGUGAAUGUGUAAAUAUAUAUAUGUGUGUGUGUGUGUGUGUGUGCGCGCGUGUGCGUGUAGUGAGAUCUGACCUGUGCAUCCAGGCACUUAUUUUCACUGAUUUUAUAAGUUAAAUUUUUUUUCUUCAGUGGUCUGGACAUCCAAGUUAUAUAUUAAAAAAAAAAAAAAAACCGGAGGAAACCUGUGGAAAGAGACUGAAACUACAAAAACAAAGUCCCACACUCACUCUUUGUCCUCCUCCCUGUACCGUCUUAAGGUGUGUGGAAAAGAACAGGUACUUGGAAAAUUGAAUUCCUCGCCCUAUGCAAUACAACCACUUGUGUAAUGGUACUUUAAUUUUGUUUUAUAAUCAUAUUAUAUUUCUAAAUGUAUCUAAAAGGCAUGUAUAACCUUUCCAUACAUGCUUUGUUUUGUCUCAGAAGGCCGUCUGUGCUCAUUCCUGUUCAUUAGUUUUAUUUUCUUCUAUAAUGGGCAUUAACUAGAACACACAGCUUCCUCACAGUGUGGUACAUUUUAAUUCAUUCACAACUGUAUGUUUUUAAUGUUGGUCUAUAUAUUAUUUUUUUGCGUAAUAUACCUGUGAGCACUUCUUUGUACGGAUCCCAGCGGCUCGAUGAUGACGACUGACGGCAGACUUGCAUUAAAUAGCAGUCAGAUUUUUUUUCAUUUUCUGCUCCACGAUCGUCCCCGUUUGCCUGAACUGUCUUCAAAUCUUCUUUUAAACUCUAAAACCGAUGCCUCGUGUGUAGUAGCCGGCGCUCGUUGCGAUGAUGCGACGCUCUCGAAGGAGCUACACAAAAAACUGACACAGGUCCACAUUAAAUAAAGAGAGUGUUUUCUGCC